Colletotrichum costaricense is the source of this 1050-nucleotide messenger RNA. Its product is annotated as protocatechuate 3. The transcript is spliced from 2 exons. Gene Ontology annotation, molecular function: ferric iron binding; oxidoreductase activity, acting on single donors with incorporation of molecular oxygen, incorporation of two atoms of oxygen. NCBI's taxonomy places the organism in Eukaryota, Fungi, Ascomycota, Sordariomycetes, Glomerellales, Glomerellaceae. The coding region runs from base 1 to 1050 and encodes 349 amino acids. The record is from RefSeq and is a predicted model, not a curated record.
AUGAAACUCUCAACCGUUGCAAUUAGCGCGUUCGCCUCCUUGGCCCUUGCCCACAAGGAAGUAGCCCCUGGAGUCGUCAAACGCCACGCCGAUCUCUCUAAGCGCUGUGCUUCCGGAGCCGCAAAGUUCAAGCAGAAGCGAUUCGAGAAGCGUCAGGAGGAGGCUAGCCUGAACAAGCGAUCCGGCAACAGCUCUUACACCAUCGUCACCGAGGGCCCCUACUACGACACCCUCCAGAACGACACCUGCGUCCUCGCCCCCGAUGUCACCGCUGGUCCGUACUACUGGCCCCGGUCAGAGACCUUGAGGCAGGACAUGACCGAGGACCAAGUCGGCGUUCCUCUUAUCCUCGACGUCGGUGUUCUUGACAUGGCCACGUGCGAGCCUCUUCCCAACGCCCUUGUUGCGUUCUGGCACUGCAACUCCACGGGCAGCUACUCCAGUUUCACUGGCCGUGAUCCCAACACGGACUUCCGGGAGCUCCUCGAGUCUCUCAAUGUCACCGACUUUGAGAUUGGCACCACGGAUCUUCACACUGAUGACACCACAUGGCUUCGUGGCAUGUGGCCCUCAAAUGAUGAAGGUAUCCUUGAGAUGAAGACCAUCUUCCCUGGUUUCUACAUCCAAAGAUCUAUCCACAUCCACGCUCAAGGUACGCCUGGUAUUCAACUACUCUUUACCGAUUGGGUUCUCCACAGCAACGGCACUGUCAAGACUGGCAACACCAACUCUAUUGGCCAACUUUACUUCAACGAGUCCAUCUCACAGGAGAUCAUGGCCUUGGAGCCCUACGUCAGCCACACCGAGAUCAACCGUACGACGAACGACGUGGACUCUGUUUACUCUUCAGGCCUCGCAAAUGGCUACAACCCCGUCAUCGACAUCGUCCCUCUUGAUGGUAGCGACAUCACCCAAGGCAUGGUCGGCUACAUCACCAUCGGCAUCGACACGGAGAACAGCCCUUCUUUGAGUGGUCCAGAGAGCGAGCAAGGUGGCGGAGGCGGUUCCCCCAGUGGAAGUGCCAUGCCUAGUGGAACCGCGCCGGCAUAA